Acaulospora colombiana is the source of this 400-nucleotide messenger RNA. Lineage: Eukaryota; Fungi; Glomeromycota; Glomeromycetes; Diversisporales; Acaulosporaceae. The record is from the annotation of a GenBank genome assembly.
AUGGUUGUCACGGAGAGUAUUCAAAGUUCGUCGCUGAACGAUUUAACAGAAUUGUUCUUGAGCUUGAUAGAUCGCGGCAUGAUAUUUCCUCCGCACUACAACAGUCCCGAAGAUUUAAUCAAUCCGUCAAAGGUCAAGACCUCAGGAAUACCACGACCGCCGAAUGGCUUUUUAUUAUGCCGAAAGAAUGUACACAAGCAAGCGAAGCAACAUGGAAUACACAAUAUGAGAGUUAUAAGUAAGGUUACCGGAAUUCUUUGGCGGGGUGCUUCGCCAGAUGAGAAAGAGCAAUAUGAGAAACUCGCAAUGCAAGUUCAAAAUUUACAUUCCGAGAGGUAUCCGGGAUACAAAUACAAACCAGCAGCUCGCGUGAAAUCUUCAACCCACCGUCACAACCGAG